AAUAAAGAGAGAGGGAGAAGGCGAGGUGGUUUUGUAAGAGUGAAAAGAGUGAAGGGGAAGGGAGAGAGGAGUGUGUUUUUAAUUCGUUUGUUUGUUGGAGACAUGAAGGCGUGACAUCUGGCCGGUGGAUUUUUCGUCGUCGUUGUCGUCUGAGUGGAGAUUGUUGGAGUUUUACAGUUUUUUUUUGUUGUUUUCUGCUGAGUGGAACGAUUUUGUGCAAGUUUCGCGGGAGAUUGGUGCAGUUUGCAGUGGAGCUAAAAGUAGGUCGUCUAUUCUACGUUAGUUUUCCAACACCGUUCUGACUAGUGCCGUCAUCAGGACAGUCACCACCACCGGACAGGAUCGGACUUCUUCCACUACUACAAGGACCAUCAACCGGUGAUCAAAUCAUCGCCAACAGUCUCCAGUCAUCAUCGUCGUCACCAUCCCCACCGCCAACGGUCGUGCUUCCAAGCAACAAUCGGGACAAGUGUCACCAUCGACGCCUGCACCAAACCAGCAGUCCCGACCUCAUCGAUGUCACUGGCAGUGGCAGUGCUGCCAGCAGGGGUGACGGCAAAAGUAGUGCCCCCAGCAUUGUAAGUGGUUGCUACAAAUUGCACUCGCAGAGCAGCGAAGUAGAAGGGCAAGCGGGAAAGAAGAAGCAGAAGAAGAAGAACAAAACCGCAUCCUCGACGACGUCGGCGUCGUCUUCGUUUCUCGCGGCGUCGGUCGCAGCAACCGAUCAGGUCCUCCUGAAACUAGUCCAACGGUUGGCGUCGCUGCGCAGCAGCAACAACAACCCCAAGAAGAAGAGCAAAAAGAAGAAACACUCGACGGAUUCGGCCGGAAGUGGCGCCGGUGACACCGCCCAGUGCAAAAAGCCCCGCUGCGAUACCCAAAGUGGCCAAAGUGGCAAUUACCAUGUUAUUGAGGCUGAAGAAGGGGAAGAAGACGCAGCUUCAAGUGGCCAUCCAGGCGCGAAAGUGAUUAGUGCUGCUGGCGGUGGGCAAAUUGAUUGCAUAACCUUCGGGGGAAAACGGGAGCAGGUAGAGGAGGAAGAAGAAGAAGCCGCCGUUGAUUGUGAUCUAGUGUUUUGUGAGGUGGAAAAGGCAGCUGCGUCAGGGGAAAUCCAAGCAGGUGGUGAUGAUGAGAUUUUCCCCGAGGAGGAGUUCGAGUGCGUCCACGGUUACUGUGAUGGGGUGGGAUGUGAUGGGCUAAGUUUUGUUGUGGGCAUUGUGGAAGAGGAAGAGCUAAGAGGAAGAAGACAGGAACAAGGUGUUGACGCGGAGGAGGAAGGAAGCUGCAGCAUGGGGGCCAACGUGUCGCGACACCACGAGAAGGGACUCACGGGACGGAGGGCGCAGUCGACUGACAAUCUCAAAUCGGACCAGAACUCCCCGUACCACCAGUACAACCACUACGGUGGGAAAAACAACAACACCGUCAGUAGCAACAACAACAACAACAAUAACAACCACCCGAAACAGCUGAAAUCCGUGCCACCGGAUCUUACCCCUGGAGAGGAGUUCCUUGGGAGUGGCAGUGGCAGCGGGACCGAACCGGACGAGCAGCUUCUCGAGCAGCAGCAGCAGCAGCAGCAAUUUUUGGCUUCCAACGGAAUUAAUCCGCACGAUAGGAACAAGUUCUGUGGCAGCUUGCCGAACCAUUUGGACGCGGACGAUGCGUGCGAGGCGAUUUUCAAGCAGAAUGAGUUUCUCCAAACGCACCUGAAAAACGUCCUCGCCAGUCACCAGCAGCAGCAGCCGGAAUAUGUGACGGUCGCAUCGUCCGGAACGUCAAAUGUGACCGGCGGCGGCGGCGGCCAUCAACCGAUGGCUGGGUCGUCAUCGUCGUCCCAACCACCUCCGUACCAUCAGCAGAGCUCGCCAUUUUACUCCAGCAGCAGUGGGAAAGGGUCCACCAUUUCGUCGACCGCCCUCGGCAGCAGCACAUUCCGGUCCGGGUCGGUCAGCGGGGGAGAACGUCCGGAUAUUCAGCUGAAGCUUCCGCUGCACCGGAUGUGCCCGUCGAUGGACACCGGAUACGAUCAGGGCUACGGCAGUGAACGAUCGCCGGAGGACGAGCUGCCGCCGCCACUGCUGCUGAUGCACGAGGCCCAGUACAACGAGAUACUGGCCACGUCCCAGCUGACCCAGCAGCCGCCGGCCAGCGUCAUCGAGCCGGACGACCUGCAGCGGUUCUGGAACUACGAGAAGGCCGCGGCCAGUUUGAUCGCCAGCGGCGAGUACAGCUUCAUUACCAAAGAUUCCGUGUUCCUGGUGCAGGUACCGAAGGGGACGCGCGGCCUGGGUCUGUCCGUGUCCGGCGGGUCGGACUCGAGUGCGCCCUUCCCCGGCCUGAUACGCAUCAAAAGACUGUUUCCCCACCAGGCGGCGUGGGCCACCGGGAUGCUGCAGCCCGGGGACAUCCUGCUCGAGGCGAACGGCAUCCCGCUGACCGGGCUGACCAAUUACGAAGCCCUGGAGGUGCUCCGGACCGCGCCCAACUACGUCACGCUGACCGUGUGCCGGCCCCAGGACGAACAGUACCGGAAGCUGUCCCCGCCGAGCGAACCGCCCCGGCCACCGCUGCGGAAUCCCCUCUCCAGUGAGCCCGCGUCCCAGCUGCAGUCGCCCCAACUUUCGUCCUGCUCGUCAUCCUCGUCAAACAUUGCGGCUGCUGCUGCCACCUCCAACAACAACAACCUUGGACAGCAGCAGCAGCUGUUGCACUUCCAGCAGAUGCAGCAGCAGCUUAGUCAGUACAACAACAACAACAACAGUCAGCAACAGAUGAUGCCAUAUUACUAUCCUCAGCAACAGCAGCAGUAUAUGUUUCCACCGCAGACGCUGGCUUUUGCCCCGGCCUCGGCGGCGGAUCCCAGCCAGAGUGGUUUCAGUGGGGAAUUCGAAAUCAUCCUCACCAAGCAGCAGGGCUCGCUCGGGUUCACCCUGCGCAAGGAAGACGAAUCCGUGCUCGGACACUACGUGCGUGCCCUCGUGCGCGAUCCCGCCCUCAACGACGGCCGCAUCCGACCCGGCGACAAAAUCGUCGCCGUCAACGACAUCCCCAUCUCGUCGAUGACCCACGAGGAGGCCGUCAUCUUCCUGCGACAGUCGGCGGAGGUGGUCAAACUGCGCCUCUACCGGGACCAAGCCCAGACUCCACUUUCGGCACAGAGUCCCACCUUUGGCCGGAGGACGGUCACGACGGACGGCGAGGAAUCUACGCCGUGUCACGGAACGACCAAGCCCAAACCAAAUCUCCGACCGGAAGCGUUAAACCUGCUCACGGACAUUGCCCACCGGAAGCAAUCCGCGACGACGACGACGGCGAGUAAUUCCGGCGGAGGUUCCACAAGCUCCUCGGUCAAAUCCAGCAACGCGUCCCCACGCAGGUUACGGCGAGGUCUGCAAGGUCAGAACUCCAAGCGCUCGUACGACAAUCAUGGCUUCCAAGAAACGUGCAGCAACUACUCCGACUCGGAAACGUCCACGAUCGUGAGUCAUCAGCAGAUGGUGGUGGCGGCGAUUCCGGGAUCCGGCGUUUACCACAGCGCAUCGUGUCGAUCGUGUCGUGGGGCGGGCACGACGGUGAUGAGCCAGCAGCAGCAGGUUCAGCUGAGCAGUCUGGAUGACCAAUACUACUGUGAUGAAGAAAUUGAGAGCUUGUACGAUGAGGAGGAUGAGGAGGGAGGCGAUGGGGCGCAGAAGAGAAGGCCCAACUUUCUGGAUUUGGCCGGGGAGGGUGGGAGUACGCCGAUGUCGUCGCGGAAGCCGAGAUUUCAGUUUUCGGUGGCCAACACGAACGCGUACGAGCUCAACAACCUGGACAACGAUGCGCUGGACGCGCCGACGAUGUACGCCCUCAAGGGCAGCACCGAUCCGACUGUGGCCGCUUCCGGUUCCGGCAGCAGCGACCGGGACCAGUUUAUGAGCCUGCCGUGCGAAACGUUCCUGGUGGCGUGCAAAACCGAACAGGACCUGAACGCGGACUCGACCGACGCGAUCUACGUGAAGCACUUUGCCCACAAAUCGCCACUUUAUUCGUCGGUGAAUGUUCCGUUGAAGGAGAACGUGAGCGAGGUGGUGGACGCGGUGGAGAAGGGAGGCAAAAAGAGCCUCAUGAAGUGGAAGGGCGCCACCCUGACGUCGGACGAGGACGACGAAAGCACGGCCAGCCCCGCCCAGCACCAAUCCAUGGACGGGUCGUCCCCCUCGCUAACGGGGUCGUCCUUCCCCACCAGCUCGACGCCGGACGCCGAAUCGAGCCUGGCGGCAACGUUCGGAACGACCACCGGCAGCACCACCACGCCGACCACCGAGCGGGAACUGGACACGGCCAACGACGACGGCGGCGGCCUGGACGGUGACGGGAAUAAGAUUUUCACCGUCGAGCUGAACAAGGGCUGGAACAGCCGGCUCGGGUUCAGCCUGAAGCAGGAUCCGGACAGCAGGCGGCCGGCGAUCAGUGCGAUCUACAGCGAGAGUGUCGCCGCCAAGGACGGACGGCUGCGGGUCGGCGAUCAGCUGCUGACGGUCAACGACGAAUCGGUGGAAUCGAUGUCCACCGGCCAGGUGAUCGACCUGCUCCGCAUCAUUCGGGGCUCAAUCUGUCUGCGGUUGGUUCGCAUCGCCGUCCAUCCGACCAUCGACGCGGACAUCAUCCUCGAGGAGCAGCAGCCCAACCAUUCCGAACAGCCAGAGUGUGGCGAAAACGUCGACCAAAUCGAAGGGGAAACGGUCCAAGAGUAAGAAGAAGACUUUUGUAGAAUUCCAGGUUGAACGCUCUCGUGAAAAAAUAAGGUAAGCGAAAAUUUGUCCCGAAUUGUAGUGAAAUCGUUUGGUUAACAAAACUGUGAGCAAGUCGAAAUUAGUCAAAAUAAUAUAUUGAAAAUAAAAUAUCUUUGAAAGUUUAAAUCGAGCACUGUCGAAGGCGACUUCUUCCCUAAAACAAUUAAA
Messenger RNA from Culex pipiens pallens (northern house mosquito), 4943 nucleotides. RefSeq lists its product as uncharacterized. Lineage: Eukaryota; Metazoa; Arthropoda; Insecta; Diptera; Culicidae. The coding region runs from base 1290 to 4736 and encodes 1148 amino acids. The transcript has 15 exons. The record is from RefSeq and is a predicted model, not a curated record. Gene Ontology annotation, molecular function: protein binding.